UCUAAAUAUACUUGAGUCUCAGACCUCUCUCUCCUGUCAUGCCAUCCCGAUGCCCAGCGCGUGCGCUUAGUCCACUGCAGCUGACGUCACACCCAGCAUGGCGGUCAAGGUGCAAGCAACAAAAAGAGCCGACCCCCAUGACUUGAAGAAUAUAUUUCUAAAGUAUGCCAGUGUCGUGGACGAUGGAGAGCAUUACAUGACCCCCAGGGACUUUGUACAAAGUUACCUGGGUCUGCAUACACAGCUUCAACAUAAUCCCAAAACUGUGGAGCUGAUAGCCGGAGUGGCCGACACUACUAAAGAUGGACUGAUCUCUUUCCAGGAGUUUCUGGCCUUUGAAUCAGUUCUAUGUGCCCCGGACGCCCUGUUCAUAGUUGCCUUUCAGUUGUUUGACAAGACUGGCACAGGGAACAUCUCAUUUGAGAAUGUACGCGACAUCUUCAGCCAGACCACUGUUCAUCAUCAUAUUCCCUUCAACUGGGACUGUGAGUUCAUCAAGCUACACUUUGGCCAUGAAAGAAACAAGAACCUCAGCUAUACAGAGUUCACCCAGUUUCUGCAGGAGUUGCAGUCAGAGCAUGCCCGCCAGGCGUUUGCACAAAAAGACAAGAACAAAAGUGGCACCAUCACCGCCUUGGACUUCAGCGACAUCAUGGCCACCAUCAGGCACCACAUGCUGACUCCAUUUGUAGAGGAGAACCUGGUUUCAGCUGCAGGAGGCAGCACCUCCCACAUGGUGAGCUUCUCCUACUUCAAUGCCUUCAACGCCCUCCUCAACAACAUGGAGCUGGUCCGCAAGAUUUACAGCACCCUCGUCGGCACGCACAAAGACCUACACGUUACCCAAGAGGAGUUUGUUCACGCUGCAAAUAAGUUUGGUCAAAUCACUCCAAUGGAGAUUAACAUCCUGUACCAGCUCGUUGGUCUCCACUCUCAUUCCGGGCGGCUGAACCAUGCAGACAUCGAGAGGAUAGCCCCGCUGGAGGAAGGAGCGAUGCCAUACCACCAAGCAGAGGCCCCGAGACAGCACGCUCACGAUGCGUCUCGGCCCGUCUGGCUCCAGGCUGCAGAGUCUGCCUACAGGUUUACUCUGGGCUCAAUCGCUGGAGCCACCGGUGCCACGGCCGUGUACCCCAUCGAUCUGGUGAAGACGCGCAUGCAGAACCAGCGCUCCACCGGCUCCUUUGUAGGAGAACUGAUGUACAAGAACAGCUUCGACUGCGCGAAGAAAGUGCUCCGUUACGAGGGCUUCUUCGGAUUCUACAGAGGUCUCCUCCCGCAGCUCAUUGGCGUUGCCCCGGAGAAAGCUAUCAAACUCACGAUGAAUGAUUUUGUCAGAGACAAGUUCACAGGACAAGAUGGCACCAUCCCUCUGCCUGCAGAGAUUCUGGCUGGUGGAUGUGCUGGAGGUUCCCAGGUGAUUUUCACCAAUCCUCUGGAGAUCGUUAAAAUCCGUCUGCAGGUGGCUGGAGAGAUCACCACAGGGCCCAGGGUCAGUGCCCUGAAUGUUGUGAGAGACCUGGGCUUCUUUGGCCUCUACAAGGGAGCCAAAGCUUGCUUCCUGCGUGACAUCCCCUUCUCCGCCAUCUACUUCCCAGUUUAUGCCCACACCAAGAUGAAAUUGGCAGAUGAGGACGGAAGCCUGGGGGCGUUGCAGCUGCUCACUGCUGGAGCUAUUGCAGGUAUACCGGCGGCUUCGUUGGUGACCCCUGCCGAUGUCAUCAAGACCAGGCUCCAGGUGGCGGCCCGAGCAGGCCAGACGACAUACAGCGGAGUCAUCGACUGCUUCAGGAAGAUCCUCAAGGAGGAAGGUUUCAGGGCAUUUUGGAAGGGCACGGGAGCUCGUGUCUGCAGAUCCUCACCGCAAUUUGGUGUAACCCUGGUGACCUAUGAACUGUUGCAGAGAUGGCUCUACAUCGACUUCGGAGGACAUCGCCCUACUGGCUCCAUGCCCACCCCCAAACCCAUGAUCGAGGACCAUCCUUCUGUGACUGCAGACCAUGUAGGCGGCUACCGCCUGGCUGCUGCAACCUUUGCUGGCGUGGAGAGAAAGUUUGGUCUGCACCUGCCCAAAUUUAAGCCUUCUGGAGACGUGACAAUCAAACCAGCGGAGUCCAACACGGAGCCACAGGCUUUGUAAAAACAGCACUUGGUGGUUUUCUUUCAAAAUGAUUUUAUUGAACCAUAUUUCAGUUAAAUUUGAGCGGUUCUCUUACUCUGAAUGCUGCAUGAGUAUGGCUUUUAUUUUUGGCGUUUUUUUCUUUGCAUUGCUUGCACAACUUUACUGUACAUAUUGUACUUCUCUACGGAAAGACAUUAUGGCAUUACGAAGACGAAUGUAACUGCGUUUUUUUUCUGGCGUGCAAUAUAGCUUUGGUGUGCAUGCGAGUUUAGAGUUUAAUUUCAGACACACGAGGAUGUACAGAUGUUUUCAAAGCAAAAUGUGUUCAUUUUGAAAUCACGACCAGGGAACUUGGGAAAUAAUUUAAAUGUAUUUAUUGUAUUUUAUUGAAAUAAAUCAUUCAAACUGUUUCUACCGUGUGAAAAGUACAUUCUCAGUUUUGACACCAGGAUUUGAGAUUCGUCGUCUCCGUCGACAUACAUUACAGAUCUCUGAGGAAAAAAAUAAAAUAAAUCACUGAGCAGUUACAGCAUAUAUGAUCGUCUUCUUAGGCAUUGAGGAUAUUCCAACUAUCACACGUCUUACCAGCUGCUCUGAUUAAGUGAAAACGGAUGCAGUAUAGAAUAUAGAAGUAGAAAGACAUCUGGAUUUUGGACAUUUCAUUAUUUUACAAACGAGUGAAUAUUUGGGUUGUUAGAUCUAAAAAGGAACAGAGAUGACAGUUAUAAGAAGUUUACAUUCCUGGGCGUUUAAAGAUGUGAUUGCUUUUCUACAACUUUGGUGGAAAUGGAGCUCAGCCAUGAGUUUUUUGUGAUAACGUGUGGAGUGGCGCACUUAUUGGAAAAACAAAAUUAAGGCUCGUGUUGACAUGCCGUAAAAUAAAGACAGGAUUUUUACAAUCAAGUUUAAAAUUAAAGUUUAAGGCAUCCGGCUGAAGAAAGGUCGACUGGUUUGUGUUGGCUGUGAAUAUGGCUUCGUGUUAGUGUCUGAGGUUGCUAGCCCUGUCGCUUGUUGUGUUAUUUCCAAGGAAGACUGGUGACAGUCCAGCUAACUGAGAAGGCAGAGUUGUCCGAAUAAGAAGGUGUAACGAAUCAAAAGAUGUGCAGAACUUCUUUCAUCUUUUCCUCCAGUCAUGAUGUCAACACAUCUUUUCCUUCAACAAAAAAAA
Messenger RNA from Larimichthys crocea (large yellow croaker), 3290 nucleotides. Its product is annotated as calcium-binding mitochondrial carrier protein Aralar1. Gene Ontology annotation, molecular function: L-aspartate transmembrane transporter activity; L-glutamate transmembrane transporter activity; calcium ion binding. Gene Ontology annotation, biological process: L-glutamate transmembrane transport; aspartate transmembrane transport; malate-aspartate shuttle. Bases 98 to 2140 code for a protein of 680 amino acids. The transcript is spliced from 18 exons. NCBI's taxonomy places the organism in Eukaryota, Metazoa, Chordata, Actinopteri, Sciaenidae. The record is from RefSeq and is a predicted model, not a curated record.